AUGGACGUCGUCGCGGCCGUCUCGGGCUACAUCUCCAAGAUGGUGACGGCUGGCGAAUCGGCCUCAGGGUCUUCGUCGACCAAGAUGAAGAUCUUGCUCCUCGACAGUGAGACAGUUCCCAUCGUCUCCACUGCUAUCACCCAGUCUGCCCUCCUCAACCAUGAAGUGUACCUCAUUGACCGCCUCGAUAACUCCGCGCGUGAGAAGAUGCGACAUCUACGAUGUUUGGUUUUCGUGCGCCCAACCCCAAACUCCGUCCAGCUCCUGGUCGACGAACUUCGAGACCCCAAGUACGGCGAAUACUACAUCCACCUAAGCAACAUUAUCCGCAAGUCGUCACUUGAACGGCUAGCCGAGGCCGACAGUCACGAGGUCGUGCAAUCUGUCCAGGAGCAUUUUGCCGAUUUCCUCGUGAUUAACCCCGAUUUGGCCUCUCUGAACCUGGGCUUCCCACUCGAUCGACUAUGGGCCCAAUCUCCAGAUGCGUGGAACGCCGAUGCGCUGCAGCGAGCGACUGAGGGCGUGCUGGCGCUGCUCCUAUCGCUGAAGAAGAACCCUUUGAUCCGCUACGAAAAGAACAGUUUGCUGGCACGGAAGCUUGCCACCGAAGUCCGAUACCAUAUAACGCAAGAGGAACAGUUGUUCAACUUCCGCCGGGCGGAUACUCCUCCGAUUCUUCUUGUUCUCGAUCGCCGCGACGAUCCCAUUACCCCACUCCUCACACAAUGGACCUACCAAGCGAUGGUGCAUGAGCUUCUUGGAAUAAACAAUGGACGCGUGGACCUGCACGAUGUCCCGGACAUUCGACCAGAGCUGAAGGAGAUCGUUCUUGCUCAAGACCAAGAUCCAUUCUUCAAGAAAAAUAUGUACCAGAAUUUUGGUGAUCUAGGCCAGAACAUCAAGGAAUACGUGGAGCAGUACCAGGUUAAGACACAAACCAACAUGAACAUCGAGUCCAUUGCCGAUAUGAAGCGAUUUGUGGAGGAUUACCCCGAAUUCCGGAAACUCUCAGGCAACGUUAGCAAGCAUGUCACCCUGGUCGGCGAGUUGAGUCGACGCGUCGGCGAGGAAGAUCUGCUGGACGUGAGUGAGUUGGAGCAGAGCCUAGCCUGCAAUGAUAACCACUCGAGCGACUUGAAAUCACUCCAACGUAUUAUUGCGCUGCCAAACGUCAGUGCUGAUAACAAGCUCCGCCUGGUGGCCCUAUACGCUCUCCGCUACGAAAAGCAACCGAACAACGCCCUACCCAUCCUCCUCGACCUCCUCGUCACAGCUGGCAAUGUCCCGUCUAAUCGUGUGAACCUCAUCCCCAAGCUUCUCACCUACCAUCACUCUCUCCAAGCACCCCCUGUAGCCGGCGGAUUUACCGAUCUGUUCGAGUCUACGUCUUUCUUAUCCGGCGCCCGCGACCGCUUCAAGGGUCUCAAGGGCGUCGAAAAUGUCUAUACGCAACAUUCUCCACGUCUGGAGGUCACUCUCCAGAAUUUGAUCAAGGGGCGCCUGAAGGAAAUGCAGUACCCAUUUUUGGAGGGCAGUGGGCACACACGGGACAAGCCGCAGGACAUCAUUAUAUUCAUAGUUGGCGGCGCCACAUAUGAAGAGGCUAAGAUGGUGGCCCAGGUGAACGCUAGCUCUCCUGGAGUGCGUGUAGUCUUGGGUGGAACCACCAUCCACAACAGCACCACAUUCCUGGAAGAGGUUGAUGAUGCUGUAUCUAGCUGGCCUGAACCUAGUCCUUCAUCAGCUGCUGGACGGCUACGGCGGGAGGUUGGACGGUAA
Molecule: messenger RNA, 1779 nt
Organism: Penicillium chermesinum
Lineage: Eukaryota; Fungi; Ascomycota; Eurotiomycetes; Eurotiales; Aspergillaceae
Product: Sec1 family protein
Exons: 3
Coding region: 1-1779 (592 amino acids)
Biological process (GO): intracellular protein transport; vesicle-mediated transport
Cellular component (GO): Golgi membrane
Source: RefSeq, a predicted model, not a curated record